AUGAGCCCCGGGCUGCUGCUGCUCGCCAGCGCCGUCCUGCUCGCCUUCGGCCUCUGCUGCACCUUCGUGCACCGCGCUCGCAGCCGCUACGAGCACAUCCCCGGGCCGCCGCGGCCCAGUUUCCUUCUAGGACACCUCCCAUACUUUUGGAAAAAGGACGAGGUUUGUGGCCGCACGCUCCAAGAUGUGUUUUUGGAUUGGACUAAGAAGUAUGGACCUGUCGUGCGGGUCAACGUCUUCCAUAAAACCUCAGUCAUCGUCACGAGUCCCGAGUCUGUCAAGAAAUUCCUGAUGUCCACCAAGUACAGCAAGGACUUCAAGAUGUACCGCGCAAUCCAGACUGUGUUUGGUGAGAGACUCUUCGGCCAGGGCCUGGUGUCAGAGUGCGACUACGAGCGCUGGCACAAGCAGCGCAGGGUCAUGGAUCUGGCCUUCAGCCGGAGCUCCUUGGUUAGCUUGAUGGAAACAUUCAACGAGAAGGCUGAGCAGCUGGUGGAGAUUCUGGAAGCCAAGGCAGAUGGGCAGACCCCAGUGUCCAUGCAGGACAUGCUGACCUGCACUGCCAUGGACAUCCUGGCCAAGGCAGCUUUCGGGAUGGAGACCAGUAUGCUGCUGGAUGCCCAGAAGCCCCUGCCCCGGGCAGUGAGAGUGAUGUUGGAGGGCAUCACCGCAUCACGCAACACCCUGGCAAAGUUUUUACCAGGGAGGCGGAAGCAGCUGCGCGAGAUUCGGGAGAGCAUCCGCUUUCUGCGCCAGGUUGGCAAGGACUGGGUCCAGCGCCGCCGGGAGGCCCUGAAGAGGGGCGAGGACGUCCCCGCGGACAUUCUCACACAGAUCCUCAAAGCUGAAGAGGAUGCCCAAGACGACGAGAUUCUGCUGGACAACUUCGUCACCUUCUUCAUUGCUGGUCACGAGACUUCCGCCAACCACCUGGCAUUCACAGUGAUGGAGCUGUCUCGCCAGCCAGAGAUUGUGGCAAGGCUGCAGGCUGAGGUGGAUGAGGUCGUGGGUUCUAAGCGGCACCUUGACUGUGAGGACCUGGGGAGACUGCAGUACCUCUCCCAGGUCCUCAAAGAGUCUCUGCGGCUGUACCCACCAGCCUGGGGCACCUUCCGCCGGCUGGAGGAGGAGACCUUGAUUGACGGGGUCAGAGUUCCCGGCAACACCCCGCUCCUGUUCAGCACCUACGUCAUGGGGCGGAUGGACACGUACUUUGAGGAUCCAUUGACUUUCAACCCUGAUCGUUUCAGCCCUGAAGCACCCAAGCCUCGGUUCACCUACUUCCCCUUCUCCCUUGGCCCCCGCUCCUGCAUCGGGCAGCAGUUUGCUCAGAUGGAGGUGAAGGUGGUCAUGGCCAAGCUGCUGCAGAGGCUCGAGUUCCACCUGGUGCCCGGCCAGCGCUUCGGGCUGCAGGAGCAGGCCACACUCAAGCCUCUGGACCCCGUGCUAUGCACCCUGCGGCCACGCGGCUGGCAGCCUGCACCCCCACCACCACCUUGCUGAGGGCGCCUGCCCUGGGGCUUCCGGCAGGAUCGGACUCCUGGGUGGGGGCUGCCGCCCUCCUCUGCCACCCCACCAUGCCCACCCCGCCACCCUGCCCCUGUCCUUUGGGGCCCCUUCCACUCUGGCUCCGAGCGGGGCCUCUGCUAACCACCG
This is a messenger RNA of Loxodonta africana (African savanna elephant), 1656 nucleotides long. RefSeq names its product cholesterol 24-hydroxylase. The transcript is spliced from 15 exons. Gene Ontology annotation, biological process: cholesterol catabolic process. Lineage: Eukaryota; Metazoa; Chordata; Mammalia; Proboscidea; Elephantidae. The record is from RefSeq and is a predicted model, not a curated record. Bases 1 to 1503 code for a protein of 500 amino acids. Gene Ontology annotation, molecular function: cholesterol 24-hydroxylase activity; iron ion binding; heme binding.